UUCCUUUCUCUUUCUCUCUAUUCUUUCUUUCUUUCUUUCUCUUUCUCUCUCUCUCUCUCUCUCUCUCUCUCUCAAACCGCCUACAUGCGCUUCUUAAUUUGGCAAAGGCAUAAAGUUGGUAUGUAGGUUUGAGGGUACCUUUUCCUUUUUUUCCUCUCUUACACAGAAACACACACAAAGACAGGCACUUGCUUCAGUUAAAGUAGCCAGAGAGGGAAUUCCGGUGUUUUUCAUGGUUAAAGCAGGUUUAUAGUUCAAUCCCACUGUGACAGUUUCCUUUUUUCCUCCUCUUCUUCUUCUUCUUCUUCUUCUUCUUCUCUUUACAAGUUUUUUCCUAGGGAAUAUUUGUAUUUCCUAUCCUGGGCAUAUAUUUUCUCAUCUGAUUUCCUGAUUUUUUUUUAUUUAGACUGAAUUGGUUGAUUGGUGUAUUCUAAGAACAUGUAAUCAAUCAGUUUUUUUUUUUUUUUUAGUUACUAUAUAUAUCCAACACUUCUUUUUUUUCUUCUUUUUUGGGGAGGGGGGGUCAUUCCUUAAUUGUUUUCUGAUUGAACCAGACUUUGGUUGAGCUUGCUUGUUUAUAUAUAUAUAUAUAUAUAUAUAUAUAUACACCUUUUGAAGCAACAGUCCAAGUUCAUAUUUUAGAAAACUGUUGUAGAAGUAGAAUACCCAGAAAUUUUAUUUCUUUGUACUCUUUCCCUUUACUUCUGAAGCAUCAGAUCUCAAUCAAAGUUAUGGUUUCUAUCAAUAUAGAGAGCAAAGCUGGGAUAUGAGAUUUCAAGUCAAGGGAAAAAAGAUAGCUGCUAUAUAUUCAGUACGUGAAAAGAGCAAUGAAUAAGAGUAGUUUGGGCUCCAUCAGCAGCUCUGAUCUCAUCGAUGCCAAGCUUGAAGAGCAUCAAAUGUGUGGAUCCAAGCACUGUCCCGGUUGUGGACACAAGCUUGAGGGAAAGCCGGAUUGGUUAGGUCUACCUGCAGGAGUGAAAUUUGAUCCUACAGACCAAGAAUUGAUCGAACACCUUGAAGCAAAGGUAGAGGCCAAAGACAUGAAAUCUCACCCUUUGAUAGAUGAGUUUAUCCCUACUAUUGAAGGAGAAGAUGGGAUUUGCUAUACCCAUCCAGAAAAACUUCCAGGAGUCACAAGAGAUGGCUUGAGCAGGCAUUUCUUUCAUAGACCAUCGAAAGCUUACACAACUGGGACAAGAAAGAGAAGAAAAAUUCAAACCGAAUGUGACUUGCAAGGUGGUGAAACAAGGUGGCACAAGACUGGCAAAACUAGGCCUGUAAUGGUGAAUGGCAAGCAAAAAGGGUGCAAGAAAAUACUAGUCCUUUAUACAAAUUUUGGCAAAAACAGAAAACCCGAAAAGACCAACUGGGUCAUGCAUCAAUACCACCUUGGUCAACAUGAAGAAGAGAAAGAAGGGGAGCUUGUGGUUUCAAAGAUAUUCUAUCAGACACAGCCAAGACAAUGCAAUUGGUCUGAUAGGAGUGCAACCACUGGCGAAGGAAACAGUGACCCCAAUAGCAGGAGAGAUAGUGGUAGUGGAAGUUGUUCUUCCAAGGAAGUAGUUCCUCAUAGAGAUGAAAUGUCUGCAGCUGGGGUUGCUCCAAUAUCAGGUUACAGUGCCAUUGACAUUCAACAGUUAAAAUCUGACCAUUUCAGCUUUGCCCCACUCAGGAAAAGCUUUGAUGAGGUAGGGAUAGCAGAGGCUUCAACAGCAAGGGAAGCACCGGCAUCAGGCACGUGCGAAGAGUUGCGAGAUCAUCAGAGGCCACAUCCUAUGGCCCAUGAGCACCAUCACCAACAGCAACAACAUCACCAUGCACACCAUCAGCUUGCAACUACAGCCUUCCACAUCAGCAGACCUUCACAUCCCAUUUCAACCAUCAUUUCACCACCUCCACUCCAUCACACCUCUAUUAUUCUCGACCAAGACCCGUACCAUGUCCCCAGAAUAAUGCUCCAAAAUGAGAAUUUCCAGCAACAACAACAACAGCAGCAGCAGCAGCAACAGCAUCAUAAACUUGGAGGAAGGUCUGCAUCAGGUUUAGAGGAACUCAUAAUGGGUUGCACUUCAACUAAUAUCAAAGAAGAAUCAUCCAUCACAAAUCCUCAAGAGGCAGAAUGGUUGAAGUAUUCUUCAUUCUGGCCUGACCCUGACAACCCGGAUCAUCAUGGGUAGGAGCAAAAUAUUAUAGAGAAUAAAAAACAACCUUACAGACAACAUCAUUAUCGUCAUCAUUAGUAUUUGAAACCUUCCUCAAGUUCUUUUCAACAUGAGGCCAUGAAACCAUCUAUAGUUGGCACUUUUUCUUUUCUUUUUACUGGGGGAGCCUGGCUAAGCUUUGAUGGCUCUCAACCGAACUAACUGUGCAACAGUCCAUGUUGGAAAGAAAGAGAGAAAGAAGAAAAGGAAAAAGAAAGAAAGAAAAAACAAAGAAAAAGAAAAGAAACCAAGAAAGGCUGCAAUCUAUUCUGACAAAUAGAAGAAGAACCAAAGACCCAAAGCAAAUCCUUCCUGCAUGAAAAUCAUCACCAUUAUGAUUACAAUAUCAUCUUUAUGGUUAUUCUUAUUAUUUUAUUAUUUUAAGAUGUUUGUAUAAUUUCUCUUUCUUGUUCUUUACGAAGAAAAUACCAAAGAGUUUGUGCAAAUUGCAACAAAUACUUUGUUAAUUGUGCUGUGAUUAAUCACUUUGUUAGUAAAAUAUGAAUAUAUAGGGCUUCAUAUGAUUUCCCUUUAUAGAAA
Quercus lobata is the source of this 2741-nucleotide messenger RNA. Its product is annotated as NAC domain-containing protein 75-like. Gene Ontology annotation, cellular component: nucleus. Gene Ontology annotation, molecular function: transcription cis-regulatory region binding; DNA-binding transcription factor activity. NCBI's taxonomy places the organism in Eukaryota, Viridiplantae, Streptophyta, Magnoliopsida, Fagales, Fagaceae. The record is from RefSeq and is a predicted model, not a curated record. The coding region runs from base 828 to 2177 and encodes 449 amino acids. The transcript has 6 exons. Gene Ontology annotation, biological process: regulation of DNA-templated transcription.